AUGCGUAUGCAGGCCAAGGCUGUGUUUGUGGAUCAGGCGCCGCUGCAGAACCGCGCCCCCGGCUGGGAGCUGGGCAGCAAGGGCUGCAACAACGAGGCAACGCUGGCUGAGUUGCAGGCCACCCUCAAAUCUGACCUGGGUGCUGUGGCGGAUGGCAACGCAGAGGGUUGCCUCACCCUGCCGCUUCCGCCCGCCGUGCUGGCGCGUCUGCGCGCCGAGACGCUGCGCUGCGACCCCUCAGCCCUGGGGGAGCUCAUGGCGGACCACACACAGCUGGACUGGCGAGAGCUGCUGCCGCGCAUCGCCAUCCCGUGCCUCAACGUCGUCGGCGGCACGUCGGGCUGCUUCCCUGUCGAGGGCUGCCUGGAGGUCGGGCGGCGCAUCCCCGGGUGCUGCAGCGUCGUAUUUACCAGGGCCAACCACUGGCUAUACUUGGAGCAGCCCCAGGAGUUCAACGAGCUGCUGCUGGAUUUCGUGAAGCGCGGCAAUGAAGGCAGGCCCAAGGUGGCGCACAUUGAAUAG
This is a messenger RNA of Monoraphidium neglectum, 522 nucleotides long. RefSeq lists its product as hypothetical. The coding region runs from base 1 to 522 and encodes 173 amino acids. The record is from RefSeq and is a predicted model, not a curated record. The transcript has 5 exons. NCBI's taxonomy places the organism in Eukaryota, Viridiplantae, Chlorophyta, Chlorophyceae, Sphaeropleales, Selenastraceae.